CGUAUUAGUGGUUUAGCAUUCUUCAGGGAGAGUUCAUCACACUGGAUGGUUGUUGUGUAGACAUACAUAUCAAAUAAUCGUCUCAGUGAGCACCUGCUUGCGUGAUGAGCAGAGAAGCUUGUUUACUUCCAUCGCUAGGCGACGGGUUUCCUCAUCUUACAGCUGGAUGAAUGUAUUCCUACGAGCCACCGGGACUUGGGGGGGCAUGCAUGUAUGUUCGACUUGUCUUCUACUGUCUAUACGUUUUCAAAUCAGACCUAGCAAUUUUUUGCACAACAGAAUUCCUUUAGUGCCUGAAAUGGCCCUCGCAAGUGGACACUGGGUUGUAAAGGAGACUGGAGGAAUGCCACCCAGCCCUAGAGCUGGUCAUGCGGUUGCCGUGGCAGGAAAUAUCGCUUUCUUGCAUGGAGGCGCCUCAAACAUGAACUCCAAGGUGUGUAACAUCAGCAGCCUGAAUGAUAAGAAGAAUAGAUGCUUUAAAUGACAUCCAGCAUUUAUAACAACCUUGUUACCCCCUCCUGUAUAACUUGGGAGAUGAUGCCUCAGAAUGGAGUUGUACCGACUGCAAGAGAAGGCCACACACUUUGUGUUGUCAAAGGGAAACUGUACUUAUUUGGAGGCUCCUGCGAUCCUGAAUCAAAAGAAUGUCUUCCUGGUGUCUACUGCUUUGACGUUGUUACGUUGAGAUGGGAGAAGCUGGACACUGUGGGCGUGGCGCUGAAGACUCUCAGACACAGCUCAGCAGCCUUAGGGGAUAACAUCUAUGUCUAUGGAGGAAUUCUGGAUGGAACGCCUACAGAUGACCUUAUGAUGUUCAACACAGUGUCAAUGAUUUGGACACCGAUCAAAACAAGCGGGACUCCACCAUCUGCAAGAUAUAACCACACGUGCGCUGUAGUCAAUGAGCAGAUCUUCCUGUUUGGGGGCUGUGAAGCAGAUGGAUCCUACUACAAAGACAUUCAUGUCCUGAAUAUUGCGACCCUGACGUGGCAGAGAAGUGAGGUAAAGGGCGAGUCGCCGCUCUCCUGCGCUGGUCAGACCUUCACAGCUCACCAUGACAAGGAUAUUUAUUUGUUUGGAGGGAUGAUCCAAAGCCCAGAUGGAAACAUUUCAUCGACCAAUGAAAUGCACAAGCUGAGCCUGGCAAAGAUGAAAUGGAAGGUACCUCUAUACGUGGGGAUUCCUCCGGCUAGACGUCACGGCCAUGCAGCCUUUAUUAUUCAUAGUCACAUGUAUGUGUUUGGAGGCAGAAAUGAAGAACAGGAAUUCAAUGACGUGAAGAUAAUGAGAUUAAUCAACCCUUCGGAGAGACAGCCCGUCAUGAAGGAGAUUCUGUCUGAAUUUGGGCUUCAGGGUGUGAGUAACAGCUUUGUGCCAACGAAGGUUCCCAACGUGAGGUAUGAGCUGAGUGAGACGCCGUUAACCCUGAGGAUCGAGAGAACCGAGUCCGCACAGCCCACAGCUUAUCAAGAUUUCGUCACAGUUCGAGGUGAAGCAAUGACCCUGAUCCAUCAAGCUUUUGCCAUUUUAGACGAGCAGUUCCGGAAAUUAGACAGUGAAAAGUCUGAUCUUUCAGAAGCAGUGCAAGCGCUGCGUUGUGAGAGACAGGCCAUCGAUGAAUAUCACCAGAAACAGAGCCAGGAACUUCAGGAAAUGCUAGAGAGGCACAGACUUCAGAAUGAGGCUUGGCUACGAGCUCGGGCCGAAGAGAACGACAAGGAGAGGAAGGAGCUGUGCAAACUCAGGGAGGAAGUGCUCCAUGAGCAGGAGAAGCUGAAAGAAGAGCAGUGCAACAUCCAAAAACGCAGCGAGCGCCUCCUGUCCAUUAUGCAGCAGUUCAAAGGCAUGUGAAGACACUGUCUCUAUGGCAACUGGAAGGAGGGGAGAGGGGGCCGAGUUUUUUUUUGUUUUCCAUCGCACUUCUUCAAUGUCAAAGUGUGCGCGCUCACGGGCCGCUCAGUCUGCAUGGACCAUUGCAGAAAUGCAUACGUGGAGAAUAUAUUUGCAUAAUUACCAUUUAGCUUCUGUUCUACGGAGAGACAGAUAGCAUUAUGUAACUAAUAAAAAGCUAAUUUGACUAUAUAAGCAAGAACAAUGCACAGACAUUUAUAAAUGAGACCCAGAAAGAACGAUUACCAGGAAAUGGAGAAAUUUGAAUUGAUUUUGUUGAAUAAAAAUUGGUUUAAUCUUACAUACAUGUACAAAGCUAUUGUCUUUACUUUGUUUUUGUCCUUAUUG
Ictalurus furcatus (blue catfish) is the source of this 2238-nucleotide messenger RNA. RefSeq lists its product as uncharacterized. Lineage: Eukaryota; Metazoa; Chordata; Actinopteri; Siluriformes; Ictaluridae. The transcript is spliced from 17 exons. The record is from RefSeq and is a predicted model, not a curated record. The coding region runs from base 481 to 1851 and encodes 456 amino acids. Gene Ontology annotation, molecular function: protein binding.